Messenger RNA from Megalobrama amblycephala (Wuchang bream), 2505 nucleotides. RefSeq names its product aristaless related homeobox b (gene arxb). Gene Ontology annotation, molecular function: DNA-binding transcription factor activity, RNA polymerase II-specific; RNA polymerase II transcription regulatory region sequence-specific DNA binding. The transcript has 5 exons. The coding region runs from base 702 to 1898 and encodes 398 amino acids. Lineage: Eukaryota; Metazoa; Chordata; Actinopteri; Cypriniformes; Xenocyprididae. The record is from RefSeq and is a predicted model, not a curated record. Gene Ontology annotation, biological process: regulation of transcription by RNA polymerase II.
UUCCCCAUUUUUUCUUCAAUUAAGAAGGUAAAUGUGUUGGCUUCAUCCAGUAGAUGGCGCUCAAGGCGCACUACACUGAGCGCGUAGCCACACUAAACCUGUUUUUAAAACAGAUUACACAAAUCUAUGACAGCUAUAGGCUACAAUAGGCUAAUGUUAAUUAAAAUGUGAAUAGUAUUCUCGUUUAUUUGUUUGUGUAUUUCUUUCUUUCUUUCAGGGGUAAAAAAUAAAAUCACAAUAGGUUUAAUUUAAUUAUGUUGAAUGAAUUUGAUUAGUCAAUAUAAGCAAUAGGCUAUUCAUUAUAUAUUUUAAUAUAGGCUAGCCUAUAUUAAUAGGCCUAGUAAGCUAACAGCAGCCUAAAUGAAAAGCAACAAUAACAACAACAAUAAUAAAAAUAGACUAGUAUUAUUAUUAUUAGGCUAUUAUAAUUGUUAUUAUUAAUGACAUUCUGACGUAGUCCAUUUUAAUCUGAAAUGUGUCGGAUAAAUGUGUAAAUUGCCAGAUAAAGCGACAGUGUCUUUAAACUGAAGCACACAGCCUGUGGCAGAGCCUUUUAGCGGGGAACCAAUCAGAUGCUGUAGAUUAGUUUUGGAAGCUGAAGCAUCAGUACAAAGGUCGGCGUGCGCGAGCUUUCGAAACGAUCAGUCAGCGAGAGCACCGGGACGCGCGCGCUCAAUGGACCUUUGAUUUCUGAAGCCUUCAUGAAAGCCAUAGAUAUGAACGAAGCAGGGGGAGAUAAUCCAGACCAAACAAACUGCAAAUGUAAAUCACCUCUUUUGUCCUCGUACUGCAUCGACAGUAUUCUAGGAAGGAAAAGUUCCUUAAAAGUUAAAGCAACACCAAACAGUGUGUGGCCCCUUCAAGCAGAUAUGCACCUGCCGCCGAAGCUCCGGCGCCCCUUCACCCCGUUGACAGACUCCUCCAUAGACAUUAACACAAACGAAAAUGAGGCAAGACUACUAGACACAGCUUGUGAAAGAAUAAAAAUGACCGAGGCCUCGCUAGGAAGCAUCAGUCGUGCUAGAUCGUAUCAGGAACAUGCGGCUCUACAGUCCUGCAAAAACUCGUCCAGUCCCACGCCAAGACCGGAGGAGGACGAAGCCGACAGAGAGACGAAUGUGUCUCCCAAUCUAAUGGGGCUGCAAGAACGAGACGCAUAUUUGAAGAAUUGUGAGGAAACUACUUUAUCAGACACUGAAGAUGGGAUGUUAAAACGAAAACAGAGGAGAUACCGGACCACAUUUACCAGCUAUCAGCUCGAGGAGCUGGAAAGAGCUUUUCAAAAGACUCACUACCCAGAUGUUUUCACAAGGGAGGAAUUAGCAAUGAGACUUGAUCUUACAGAAGCACGAGUGCAAGUCUGGUUCCAGAACCGACGUGCAAAAUGGAGGAAAAGGGAAAAGGCGGGGGUCCAGUCACACACUCUGAGCCUACACUAUCCUGGAACCCCCUCUGCUCCACAGUCCUUAUGUCAUUACCUGAGUGGGAAUCCUUUUGUCCCAAACCCGCAUCCAGCUAUUGAUUCAGCUUGGCCCGCCUCCCUCCAAAGACUGGCUCAGCCACCCCCAAACUCUGCUUCCCCUCACGGCUUCAGCGCUCUGUUAGGGGCGGCCAUGUUUAGACAUCCUGCUUUCAUCAGUCCCACUUUUGGAAGCAGACUGUUUACAAGCUUAGGUCCAAUGGCACUGCAAAGGAUACCUCAUCCUGCCAUCGAGGGUCCAAUUCAACACUCCCACCUCACUAACAACCUUCUCCCCCCUUCACCACCCUUACCGUCCUCCCCAACGGUGGACCUCCGUGCUUCCAGCAUAGCAGCGCUGCGUCUCAAAGCAAAGGAACAUUCUGCUCAGCUGACUCACAUCACAGCGGCUGGAAUGGCUGGAAAAGAGGAGUGCUGAGACUCAAUCUCACUUGAGAGAUGGAAAAAGACCAAAGUCAAGCAGAAGUACUAAUAUCUGAAGAGUUAAUAGAUAGACACACGUAGUCUUCAGUGUCUGGAAGUUGAACUGUAGCAUUCUAAUAAUUCUUUCUUUGUUUAUUGCUGCUUGUUGAUGAGUGCUGUAUGUUUUUGUUUUCAAGAGUUGUUGAAUGAUCCUUCUAGAUAAUUUCAUCCUGUUUUCAUAAUUGUAAAUGAUUCAACAAACAUAAAACAGCCAUAUUUGAGCAAAUUAACAGGGCAAGCUGCUUUUACAUGUUACUGUUACACAUCCAACACUUUUUCAAGGUUUGUUUUGUAACAGUAAAAUGAAUGUUUUAUUCUACAAGUAUUUAUUCUACAUCAGACAUACAGUAUUAGGAUACUGUUACUGUUUACAGAAUAGUACUAAAACAGUUUUGUUAUGGUUAUGGUUGCCAUUACCAUGAGUUUUAUUUAUAUUUAUUAAACUUAUGAACCACCAUUCAGGGAAGGAAAUAAAAUAACCAUAUACUGUAUGCUUAUCUUGAUGAAUUAGCCAGGGAAAAUAUAAAGAUAAUGUGAAAGUAAAAUAAACUGAAUUAAAAAUG